Molecule: messenger RNA, 747 nt
Organism: Cladophialophora yegresii CBS 114405
Lineage: Eukaryota; Fungi; Ascomycota; Eurotiomycetes; Chaetothyriales; Herpotrichiellaceae
Exons: 4
Coding region: 1-747 (248 amino acids)
Source: RefSeq, a predicted model, not a curated record
AUGCCACCCUUCCGUAUGCCCUUUACCUCAAGGCGUCCUGCACCAAAUGCGCCCACUGAGACGACAGAUGAGAAUGCGCGUCCCGACUCCUUUGAUGGAAAUGUCAAGAGUCCUUACGGCAAAGGCAAGCCUUCACUAGCACUCGGCAUCAAGGAGAAGAAGAUAGAGCCCAAUGAAUUCAAGCUGAGUUCCGUGAAUGACAGCGGUGAAUAUCUUCCUCCGUCGCCCACAGAGAGACCUUCGUUCUGGUCGACCAAGUCACCUUCCUCCACCAGCAACAGCCAUCGACUCGGCUUCAACGACAACGAAGCAUUCACGAUAUCACGCGAGUCCUUUGAUUCAUACAGAAGAUCAUUCGACAUUUCCGGCCGCUCCCCAAUUCUCCAGUCCGACAGUUUCAACUCGCGCUCAUCUCUCGACUCACGGCCGUCAAGCCGCUUUCCUACUCGCUCAACGUUCAACAGCAACACAUUUGAGAGGCCUCCAGCUGAAGAGGGUCCGGCAUUCGAGGAAGUGAAGCUGAAUGACGAGGCGAACAAGACCCAAGAGCCAAAGAAGAAGAGUUUCCUUUCUCGGUUCAGUGACUCCGCGGGCGAGCCGGUUGCACCGGCUGCAGGCAAAGAAGAGGGCAAACACCACUUCCACUUUCUUCCUGGCCGAAGACGAGGUCAAAGUGGUACAGGUAACGAGCUUGGAGAUAUCCCACGACCACAAAGUCGAGGCCAUGCAGAGGUGACAGUGAGAUAG